This is a messenger RNA of Mycena indigotica, 2007 nucleotides long. Its product is annotated as Mediator of RNA polymerase II transcription subunit 17. Gene Ontology annotation, biological process: regulation of transcription by RNA polymerase II. NCBI's taxonomy places the organism in Eukaryota, Fungi, Basidiomycota, Agaricomycetes, Agaricales, Mycenaceae. The record is from RefSeq and is a predicted model, not a curated record. Gene Ontology annotation, cellular component: core mediator complex; mediator complex. Gene Ontology annotation, molecular function: transcription coregulator activity. The coding region runs from base 1 to 2007 and encodes 668 amino acids. The transcript is spliced from 6 exons.
AUGGCAUUCACCACAGGAGAAGCUGACUCGAGUUCUCUGCCUCUUGGCGUUGGGUUCGCUCUCCUCCUUAAGAAGGAUCUUGCCCGCCUGUCACGGUCACGCCCAAUGCUGAACCUUAAGCUUGAACGGCCAUACAAGGACGAUGCAGGUGUUCGGCUGCCCAUUCUCGAGGACAUCGCGCCGGAUGGUUCACGCGUAUACGAGACCCCUGUUGACCCACAACAAUCUCUUGCUGACCGAUUAAGACGAAUAUUUGCUGAGCGUGGUCAUGACUUCUUCGACCGGAAUGAGUCUCAACUCACGGACAUCGCUGCACCGGAGAAGGAAGAGGAUAAGGAAGAAGAAUCAGCUCAAGACAAGUCUGUGGGACCAAUGACAGUCGACGAACUCAACAAGAUGCGGUUUGAGCUGCUCAACCACCUUUUCACUGCGUAUGGUGAAAUGACCCUAGCAAGAGACCUACUGGACACGCUAUUAAACACGUCUUCAUCGAGUAUCGCGGCCACAUCCACUGCUGCUAUCCUGGCUGGACUGGGUGUGGCCCCAACUGCUGCUCCGCCUUCCUCUCCAAAGCUUUCAUCGACGACGGUCUCAAAGCCCGCUUCAAUUGUUUCAGUACAAGCAUUUGACGCGCAACUCACCAUUGGUGGUAAAGAUGAAGCAUUGAGAAGCGCGUCUGCUGUCUUUAAAACGGCAGCAGGAAGCAUGGAAAGGGCUCGAAUACGAGGAGAACGUUAUUGGGUCAACGCACUGAAGGUUCGACGCGCAAAUUGGGGACUAAGUCCUGCGCCGUUACCAUUUGGCGCGCCAACAGGUAAAGGUGCUGACAAGACCUCUAAGGAUUUCCUUAUUUCGUAUGGUCUUGAGGAAGCCUCUGCGAUGUUUCGAAGACGUGCCGUUGCCCGAAUGCCGAUUUACGAACAACCGUCAGAACCCAUGAUCUUCCCCCAUCGCCAGAAAACAAGAAUGAGCAUCUCUGUCAGCAAUGUUGACCCUCCAAGCAAGAAGCUACUGUCGAUCAACACUAUGUCUACCAUGGACGACGGAUCUGUCGACUUUGCAUUACGUGCAGCCCAACGAGAAGUUGUCGAACACGAGAUCUUCUCUAACUUGGUCAAAGAAGCGGGCUCCCUUCCAACCUCUACCGCCCGUGUUUCAGAACGACUCAUUGUUAUUGAAGCAGCCAAAGGAUUAGAAUUAAGAUUCGAUUUGCUUGACGACGACGCGAUACCUCUCCAUCCUCCGAAUGUUUCCAGCGCGAAAUGCGACUUGAUUUAUCAUAUGCUACAGGCACUGCUAUUACGCAGGCAUGCGUAUCUUAAACACGUCCGACUUAGUGGUGCAGGCGUCUUUCGUCGGUCAGAUGCGCCUGAGGCACGGCCUCCACCAUUAAUUCUUCGACCAAUCAUCGAUCUCCUCCAAUACGAAGUUUUUUGUGAACGAGUUCGUUCAGAGAUGGUGGCUGCUUCCAGUGGUCUUCGUACUGCAGGGAUAGAGGCAAUACUCCGAUUUGUUACUGUUGGUGGUACAGGACAAGGGCUCAUGGCGUUUCUCAGUGAUGCGGAGCAGAACGCGGUGGGCGGCCAGGCUCUGCUUAGGAUCGACAAACGACAUACUGUUCGUUUAACCUUCCGUUCACCACAGUCCUUAACGGCACACCUUUCACAAGCAACACUGUCAAUUUCAUCGAUUCCCCAAUUGCGCCAAAUGCUUGCAGACGAAAUUGAAGGUUGUUUACUGCGGAGGUUUUGCGAAUUGGGGCAGGAGUUGUGUGAGAGUGUAGGGGGGACAUGGUUCACAGACCAAUCUCUAGCGCUGGGCCGUUGGGAUGGUUGUGUUUUAAAUUUCCGCGUGUUCAUCACCGACUGUUCAAUCCGCUGUAGCGCGUCUAGCUUAACCAAGGCGGGACCAAAAGAGGGCGAUGCUAUGAACUACAGUGCUGACCUGGGGAUUCCGUUACUCACAUGGGUAGCACACACAAUACGAGACGCAUUGGACGUGUCAUAA